Messenger RNA from Betta splendens (Siamese fighting fish), 1173 nucleotides. Its product is annotated as extracellular matrix protein 1-like. The transcript is spliced from 6 exons. Gene Ontology annotation, biological process: signal transduction; regulation of bone mineralization. Gene Ontology annotation, cellular component: extracellular region. The coding region runs from base 97 to 807 and encodes 236 amino acids. NCBI's taxonomy places the organism in Eukaryota, Metazoa, Chordata, Actinopteri, Anabantiformes, Osphronemidae. The record is from RefSeq and is a predicted model, not a curated record.
CCAUUAAAUACACUUGAAGCUCACACGCAGGCAGACAGAGUGAUUUCUUCUGCCAAAACAGCAGCAGCAGCAGCAGCGGCAUCGGUCAGACACAACAUGGCCUCGUCCUGGGCUUUGGUCGUCUCCACUGCAGUUGUCUGGGUUAGUCUGGGCUCAGCGUUCGAGGAUGAACCAAUUAUUGAGCAGCGAGAGAUCAACUACGCUGAUGAUCUGAGAAAAGCAAUGCUUCAGAGCCCAGUGGACUUGACAGAUCUCCUACAGGGGGGUGUUCCUUUAGAUGGUGUACCAAUGCCAAGAGGAAGCCACCCUCUUCAUUUUGAGCCCCCUGCUGAGCGCUAUUAUGUUCAAUUUCCACUUGGUCGACCGACCUCUGACAACCUCCAAUCCAUCUGCGCCAACGGAGACCGCCGUCCUCGCUACCCAAAGUCUUACUUUCCAUCUAGCGGCUUUAGUGGGCAGGGGCGGAAGGGGAGCUCUGUUAAUAAAGCGGAGGCCUGGUUCAGCAUCUGCUGCAAUGGGAACCCGACAUGGACGACCAACGUCACUUUAUGUUGCCUCACGCGGGCUUGGGAGCAGUCAAUCAAAGUCUACUGCAGGGAGGAGUUUUCUAUAAAAACAAGCCAUUUUCACUGCUGCAAAGAGCGCGGCGAUAAGAGGCUAAACUGCUUCAAUGACGACGCUCCAAACCCAGACUACGAGCCAACCGAGGAGAUCCCCAUGCCACCUCUGCAAUCCAAGGCCAAGUUCAAGUUUGACCCCACUAUUUGCCAAACACCCAGGUAUGCAGGACGGAUAGGCGCAGCCUGAGAUACUUGUGGAGAAAUACAGAGUUUUCUUUUUGUAAACAAAUCUAAUGGGAAAAAUCAAUCAGUUGAGCCUGCUUAGUAUUGUCUGUAUAACCUGAAAUGCCCAAUUCAUGUGUUCUACUAAAACACAUGUGAAAGUCACAGGUUUUCAUUGAUGACACAUACUUGUGUGCCACCUAGUGUCAUUUACUGCAAAGCAAAGGAGAAAAUAAUUAAACAGGUGAAGUUGAAUGAAGAAGAAUAGCAGAAUGCAAUAUUAUAAAUGUUUUAAAAAACUUUUUAUCCAACUAUGUUUGCUUUAUGCUUUUUAAAAAGUGUAUCAAUAAAGUAUCAAUAAAGUUUUUUGCUACCAGCAAAAUAGAAUAUC